Crotalus tigris (Tiger rattlesnake) is the source of this 4611-nucleotide messenger RNA. It is a transcript of the gene ARL5B, whose product is annotated as ADP ribosylation factor like GTPase 5B. NCBI's taxonomy places the organism in Eukaryota, Metazoa, Chordata, Lepidosauria, Squamata, Viperidae. Gene Ontology annotation, molecular function: GTPase activity; GTP binding. Gene Ontology annotation, cellular component: trans-Golgi network; cytoplasm. Gene Ontology annotation, biological process: intracellular protein transport; vesicle-mediated transport; protein localization to Golgi membrane. Bases 95 to 634 code for a protein of 179 amino acids. The transcript has 6 exons. The record is from RefSeq and is a predicted model, not a curated record.
CCCGCCUGCUUCUUCGGCGGUGUUGAAUAGGGAAUAGUGGACGGAGGGAAGGACCUUCGCCAGGUCUAUUGGAGAUCGCGGCUCCCCUUCAGGGAUGGGGCUCCUGUUCGCCAAGCUGUGGAGCCUGUUCUGUACGCAGGAACACAAAGUGAUAAUUGUGGGACUUGAUAAUGCUGGCAAGACUACAAUUCUGUACCAAUUCUUAAUGAAUGAGGUGGUUCACACAUCUCCUACCAUAGGCAGUAAUGUUGAAGAAAUUGUAGUGAAAAACACACAUUUCCUUAUGUGGGAUAUUGGUGGACAAGAAUCAUUAAGAUCAUCCUGGAAUACGUAUUAUUCAAAUACAGAGUUUAUAAUCCUUGUAGUGGACAGCAUUGAUCGUGAGCGGUUGUCUGUCACAAAAGAAGAACUCUACCGAAUGUUGGCCCAUGAGGAUUUACAAAAAGCUGCCGUACUCAUUUUUGCAAAUAAGCAAGAUAUGAAGGGUUGUAUGACUGCAGCUGAAAUUUCCAAGUAUCUAACCCUUAGUUCCAUAAAGGAUCACCCAUGGCAUAUUCAGUCCUGCUGUGCAUUAACAGGAGAAGGAUUGUGCCAAGGGCUGGAAUGGAUGACUUCCCGAACUGGAGUAAGAUAAUUCCUCUGGAUUGGAAAUGUGAAUUAUCCCAUGGACUACCCUUUUUUGCUUGUCUGCUUAGUGUAGCAACAGGUUUAAUUUAAAAAGGAAAAAAAAAAAAACGUUUGAGAUCUCCACAACAAGCAACACUUGAAUCAAGUGCAGCUAGUCAAAACUCAGAGUAUUUUUUAAACUUUUUAAAAAUGCACUAGUCUUGGAUGGAUAAAACUGUUCUCCUACAACAUAAGCUAAAGAACCAUGCCUUGUAUAACCAAAUUCGCAGUUGAAAAGGUUCUUUCUUGCAGCUUAAUAUCCUGUAGCAGUUUGCUUCCCUUUUUGUUUUAUGCUACAACAUUAAGCUUUAAGACUUCCAGGAUUAUGGAUUUUAAAGUCAGUGGAUUUCCAGAGGAUGGGAAUUCCAGUGUCAGUACACAAUAUUGGAAUUCUCCAACACUGAAAGGAUUAUUUAUUUGCUAUGAAUGCUGUUGCCUUUUACCAUUAUAUUUCUGCCUGAGAAAGUAUACACUUUUUUCUUAAAACAUAUGCUAUAAAUAUUUUAUAUAUUGAGGAUUUUGAUAAAAUGAUUAUAGAAAAAAAACUUCAUGUUAUGCAGGAGGGCUAAUUGUACUGCACUGUGUUUUAGCAAUGCAUAUUUAACAGAGAAAACUAUUCCAGUAUAAAUAGAGAUGUGUUUAUCAAAUGAUAGUACGUGUCAUCUCAAACUCUUUGGGAUUCUGUAUUAUGAGUCAAUGGGACCGUUUAAUUGGAUUCAAAUUAUUGAUUAAUGGAAUUAAAUUAUUUGAAUGGUGUGAAUAAUGUAUGAAAUAAUAAGUUUGAAAAAGUAACUGCUAAUUAUUCAUUGAAGAAAAUUAGAAAGUAUGCUUGAAAUUAAUUCUGUACUGUGCAAAUUGGCCCAUGACUUUUUCUUAUAGAAAGCUGGAUUAUUAAUGUGAUUUUCUUCCAGAAUUAGAAUUCAUAUUACAUAUCAGUUUCUUAUUUUGUAUAGACUAUGUGAAUGGCUUGUGUUUUCAUGGACAGUUAUUGUAAAUGUCCCACUAACAGUAUUAUGUAGUAUUUUUAAAUCUCAAAGGUGUCUGUUUCUUAUGAAGAGGAAUUUUUUGACAUGUAGUAAUGCUGGUGCUGUCAUGUGACAUCGAAGCUGAUUGUGGACCCUCCUUGAUCUCCUUGUUAUGGUCACAGAGGCAGUUUAUGGUUUAAAAAGUUGAAAUCUAUAAUAUAUCUAGAAAUGGCUAGGUUGGGGAAGGCCAGUGUACUUAAGUAUACAGUAUAAGCCCCAAUAAUGUCAGGAAGUGAUGCAAAUUAUGACAUUUCUGCCAGUUGCGUCAUGAUACUUGUGAUUAUGCUUCUCAUUAUUUUCAGACACUGAUUUUGAUGUAUCUAAUAACUUCAAAGGUAAACUUUUCAAUUCAGCAUAUUCUGUACAUGAAAGCCUGAAUAGAGAACUCAUUUUGACUUAAUGCAAAAAGAAUGCGUGUUAUAGUUUAAAGAAGACUGUAUCUUCAUGAGGAAACAAUCUUUUAGAACAGAGGUCUUCAACCUUUUGAGCACCAGGGACCAGUUCUGUGGAGAGAGGUUUUUCCGCAGACCGGAGAGUGCUUGUUUGUGCAACCAGUUGCUGGCAUGCCGCGGCUCAGUACCAGUCCACGGACCGGGGGUUGGGGACCCCUGUUUUAGAAGGCACAGUAUUUCUUGAAGCCUCAUUUUGUAUCAGAAGAAAUGAGAAGCAAAUGUUUGAGACAUAGAAGUCAAUUCUUGUGAUUUUAUAGAUAUAUCCAGGUAGUUUUCUUGGUUACUAGUGAAAUGGUGUGCCAUUGCCUUCCUUGUAAUCUGAACCAAUUUAGUUUUCUGAGAUCAGCCAAGUGAACAGUUAAUUCUACUAUUUCUUCUGGAGGGCAUUUUUCCAUUCCAUUAAAUUUUCUAAGAACAUUUUAAAAAAGGGUAUCAAAGUGAGUCAUUUAGCUUUAAAACUCACUUUUGAAAAAGGCUACUUAUUCAUUUCAAAUAUUAACUGAAAUUACAUUUACCAGCCACUGUGAUAGUUAGGAAGCAAAUAAGCAAGCAAGAAAACUAGGGUUAUUUAUUAUUAUUUAUUAUAAUUUAUUAUAGAUUUGUCCCAGUAGCAUAUAUGAGGUAAACUCAGCAUACAUAUACAUGGACAUGUGCAUACAGUAACAUGCACAUGCGUAUUCAUUUAAUAACCAAGUUAUCUUUCAUUAAAAUAAGAAUUGUUGCUUCUCCAUAAUUUUGCUUUGCUUAUUCCUGGCAUUUAUCCCAUUACACAUUUCUCUGGAAAAAACAUCUUUAAGUCUAAUUUCAAAGAAACUCUUAAUUGAAAUUUAGUUAUAUCUCUAUCCCCUUAAUUCUGUUCAUCCUUUUGAUGUUGUCAACUACAAAUUACUCUACUGUACCUUUUGAUAACCCAAACUCCAUAACUUGAAGGUACAGAUAGAGUUUGAAUAGGAACAAUAAUAAUCUACAAAGUAACAAUUGAUGGAUGAUUUGUUACUUGGGGCCAAUACUGUUUUUGAAUCGCUGGAUAGAUGUGUGUCUCAUCAUCUAUUAAUUGUUUACAAACUAGAGAUGUCUUAAGAGUUGGGAUGUUUUGGGAACAUCUGUUCCACUAUCUCACUGUGAUUCUCUUGUGUCCAAGAUGAGUCCAAGAGAGUUUUAACAAUUUCUGAUCCAUGGUUUUUCUAAUUCUUUGCCUUGCUUGUGUCCUAUGUGAAGAUAUAUGAUCAUUUGAAAGGAAGGUUUAAGUGAGAUAAUAUAUCAUAACAGAUCAUUUUCAUUCUUUCUUUGAGUCCAUUUAUGAUGCUCACAGUAACUGGAAAGAUAUCAUUUUUUUCAUAGAGGAAAACAGUAUGUUUUUAAAUCUCGGCUCUUUUAUGGUGUGAAAUUUGGAAAAACUGGCUCACUUUGGUAUUAUUAUUUCAUAUGGUCAUAAGGUUUUAUCACUUUUGUAUUAAAUGGUGACAUUGGGCUGUAAUUAUGUUGAAGUGAAUUAAAUUGCGUGGUUAUGUAAAACCCUUUGUGCUGCUGUAAAAACUGCUGGCAAUGCAAUAUUGUGGUGGGGCAUGAAUGAAAGAGAGGCUGAUUGGCCAAUAAAACACCAUUGUCAAGAAUGAAACUUUGGCAGCUACAUAGCCUCUUCAUUUCCGCUUGCCAUUAGAGUAAGGGAGGAGGUGUUGCUUUAGAAUGGGUUAAUGGAGAAAUGAACCCUCUAUGAUUCUGCUGAAGACUAUAGAGCCUGAAACCUUUCCAAGGACACUGCAGCAGGUGUGGAGAGGAACAUCUGCUUCUUCUCCACACCUGCUGCAGUGUCCUUGGAAAGGUUUCAGGCUCUCACGGACUUCAGCAGAAUCGUAAAAUCCAUCUAACCCAUUCUAAAGCAACACCCUCUCCAUUACUUUAAUGGCAAGUUGAAAUGAAGAGGGACGUAACUGUCAAAGUUUCAUUCUUGACAACCACUCUUACUGUGUUUGCACCCACCUUUUGCAUGCAAGUAUGGUUGAUUCUCUGAAUCGUGACCAUGGAUUUUAUUUCUUAAAUUUGGAUAUAUUACAUUUUGUAUUUCUGUAAUGAGCAAUUGGUUCAGUUCCAAAACUCACUGAACUUGUACUGAAUUAAACAAUGAAAAUACAUAUUUAGGUGCUACGGAUUACUUUGUUGGUCUUCCUUAUUAAAGCUGUCUUUCCUUUAACAAACGAGCAUCCAGAGAAUUUAUGUCAGCACUGAGGACUCAUAAAAUUGGUUAAUACCACCCUCUUCACCCCCCACAGUCAUGUGGCAAAAAUAAGUCUGCACAUCACCAACAUUAGUUUGGUAAUUUGCUAAAGGAGAUGUACUUAGUACUUUUGAAAUAUUAUCCCUUAUGUCCGUGAUGGCGAACCUGUGGCACGCAGAGCCCUUUCUGUGGGCAUGCAUGCCAUCGCCCUAGUCCUAGGCCUUCAGCUGGGUUUUAUAAAACCUUUUCGCUU